AUGCGAGUGUUCAAGUCUGAUUGGGUCGUUCAGAAAGUUGGACCCGACGGAGUCAACUUUUCCGAUUUCAGUGCCGUCAUCCCGAUGUUUGUCACAGAAGUAGAAUGUGUAAUGAAGUCCUCUGGAGGCUUUGGAGCAAAGCAAAUGGCAGGGAGCACCUUCGUCGCCAUGUACUUUGUCGCUGUUCGGGGUCAACAGCAACAGCAUGAACCUCUAAUUUCGAAGUUUCAAUCUUGUCUUGAAACAUAUGCUUCUCAAGAUGUACAGAAGCUGGUGGUCAAUAAGCCAGCUGAUGUCGAUUUCGAUCUAGGCGCAUAUUUUGGAGGCGAAGACAAAUUUCAAUACUCCUUCGUUUUUACAAUCACUCUGGAUGGUGAAAACUCAAUCGAUAGGGUUCGAGAAGCCCAGAAGCAUUUCGAAGAAGAAUGCUUCUCCCAGCUAAACCUUCCAGCCACUUGGAUUGCAUGUGGAGAGCGUGCCGUUGUGCUGGAUCAGGUCAGCAAUAUUAAAGUAAGCAUCUAG
Molecule: messenger RNA, 522 nt
Organism: Penicillium odoratum
Lineage: Eukaryota; Fungi; Ascomycota; Eurotiomycetes; Eurotiales; Aspergillaceae
Exons: 1
Coding region: 1-522 (173 amino acids)
Source: RefSeq, a predicted model, not a curated record